Molecule: messenger RNA, 2813 nt
Organism: Didymella exigua CBS 183.55
Lineage: Eukaryota; Fungi; Ascomycota; Dothideomycetes; Pleosporales; Didymellaceae
Product: HET-domain-containing protein
Exons: 3
Coding region: 106-2343 (745 amino acids)
Source: RefSeq, a predicted model, not a curated record
UGCAUCUGCUCGGCCUGAUCCUCGCUAGGUAACCGAGAUGAUAGCCCCGCCUCAGUCAUCAGCACCUCGCAACACUGCUUCUGUCUUCGUUAGUCGACCUCACCUAUGGCAAAUUAUACCAUUCGCACACCUAAUGACCCCAUUAUUGACGAACCUGACGGUGGUUCUCACUCGAAGCUAUGCAACAAGUGCUCAGUUCUCUCCUUCAACGAUGCUGAGCUAGGAGGCUACGAGGAGGACGGCGUGCUACAGUUCGACGAUGUGGAGAACGAUCAAAGAAAGACACUCAGAAUCGAUUACAACCAUUCCGACACCUUGCCAUACCUGCCACUACUGCAGGAGUCGGCGAGAUCAGGCUGCCACUUCUGUGCCACACUACGCAAGGAGACCCUCAGCCUAGGAAUCGAUCACUCUGGCGACAUCACCUACACUCUACAUUAUACGUUCGGGCCCAAACUAACGGAACGGUACGAAGAAGAAGUCGGAAUCUACUUGCUCAUCGUCGAAAUGAGUAUCAUUGGGGAGGACUUGGAGAUCCUCCGAGAAGGGCUGGUAUUCACUGUCGACUCUACAGGAGCCUGCCGUGAUUGGUUACAGACUUUACCAUCUCCUUCUGGGGAUGCACUGUGCACUGCGAACAUGACGGACCUAAUAAAUGUCUUGUCUGGAUGCGACACAAAUUGCGAAUGCAGUGAGGCGGAAGCAUCCGAUUUCUUACCGACUCGACUACUUGACUUGCACGAUUGGGGCACAUCCAAAUUAAUUCGUGUUGUUGAAGCCUCUUCCAUCGCUCCGUCGACAGAAGCACGUUACGUGGCACUCAGUUACUGUUGGGGUCCUCCGUCUGCAGCGACUUUACAACUGAAAACCACCCACGAAACCUACCAGGAACGCCUUAUUGGUAUCAAUGCGGACUCCCUAACACCAGUUAUGAAAGACGCAGUCGAUUUCACCCACGCUCUAUCAUUCCGCUACUUGUGGAUCGACGCCUUGUGCAUCAUACAAGGAGACUACGAGGAUUGGGUCAGGGAAUCCGCUCAGAUGGAUCUUGUGUACGCCAAUGCGUAUUUCGCACUUUGCCCGCUCACAUCAUCGACUUGUCUCCAGGGAUUCCUCAAACGUGAACGCUCUAUUCAGGUCCCGUUCAAGUCAUCUAUCCAGGAUGAGACGACUGGAACAAUUCACUUGCGAUUUCUCAAGUCGGGACUCAUUGGAAACAUGUUCUCAAUCAAUUACAUGGAGACGGCUGCUACGGUAUGGAACACACGAGGCUGGACAUUUCAAGAGAAGAACCUUGCAUCCCGCAGGAUCUAUGUUGGCCGUUCUCAGUUGCACUACAUGUGUGCCAGAAAGGAGUGGAUGGAACCUUCGUGGUGGUCCACCAGUCCGGAGGACCAUCAAAUACAGCAAUACUUAAUGGAUGACGAUCGUUAUGGAGAUCCCAACGAUAACUGGACUGAAUUGGUUGACGAGUACGUCUCACGCCAGCUUACCAACCCUGCUGACAGGUUUCCUGCGCUGUCGGGCAUCGCCAAACUCUUCGCGAAGGCGACUGGAGAUGAUUACGUUGCGGGCCUAUGGUCAUCGGAUAUCCUCCGCCAGUGCCUUUGGAAGGGCUACCGCGGUGUGAACAGUCUCGAAAAGCUUCUCGAAUCGCUCUCUGUCAACAACAGCGAUGACUACAUCUGCCCUUCUUGGAGCUGGGCGCGUCAACAUAAUGUCAUAUUCCCCCAUUUCAAGGCCAAGCAUGCAUUCCGCUCGGAAUGCAAAAGUCUAAAAGUAUGGGCUGUUCCAACGGAUACAGACCUUAACCCAUGGGGCUGUGUGAGAGACGGGCAUCUCGAAGUCGAGGCGAGGUAUCUCACCAUCGACGGGGUCUGGACGAGGAUUACCGCUAGAACUUCUGCUUCAAACUUCCAUGUAUGGACUGUGCGCCUGGGCAGUGAUUGCCGCGUGGAUUGCAGCCUGGAUUGGGACGACUCGAAUGUGGACUUUGUGCCUUUCAAACAAGCAAUAUUUGUGCUCUUGGCCAGUAGUAUGGACACUGAAGCCCAGGUUACGACGCCUGAGACAGUCAGAGAGAGCAACUUGGCAUGGGACGGCUUAGAAGUCCGUGUAUCCAAGCAAGAAGCGACACUGUCUGUAGACGCAGGCAUCUCAUGCGCCAAUAUCCCAUUCAUGACCCGACGAAAGGCAUGGGGCCUCUUGCUGCGUCCAUCACGGAGUGGUCACAUUGUUCGUAUCGGACUUUUCGAGAUCAGGGCUAGGUUUGGCGGGCCUGGAAUCUUCCGCGACAGCCCGUUGCGAGUGUUUGACAUUGUUGAAUGUAAAGCCGCUCAAUAGCUCUGCGCUUCUCCCAGCCACAAUCCUCAACUUAUUCAACCAAAUUCACCAAGCGCAUUCGAUAUGAAAAAGCUCAACAACCUCCCUCAAGAACUCUUCGACCUCGUCUGCAAGUAUUGCCCGCGCGAAGCCAUCAUCGCGCUUCGGCACACCGAUCGCCAACUUACGGAAACGACUCGAGAGCAAUUUCACAAUGGAUUCAACUCACUCAUCGUGACAUGCUCUAAGGCUGGCCUGGAGCGUCUCGAGAAGCUCACAACCGAUCCCUACUGCUCGAAGCAUGUUUUGUCGAGGGUCAAGAAGGUCACUUUCUCCACACUGACGCCGCAUCGACUCCAAGAGUUGGCCGAGUCGCGAUCCCGUCCACAACCAGACGGAGGAGACAACUAUCUUCGAGCGUAUACUUACGUGCGAAAAACGCUGGUCGAUGGCCUGAACGCACUACCGAACCUGGACACCGUCACUGUUAC